Molecule: messenger RNA, 3312 nt
Organism: Pogona vitticeps (central bearded dragon)
Lineage: Eukaryota; Metazoa; Chordata; Lepidosauria; Squamata; Agamidae
Gene: TCF3
Product: transcription factor 3
Biological process (GO): regulation of transcription by RNA polymerase II
Cellular component (GO): transcription regulator complex; chromatin
Molecular function (GO): RNA polymerase II cis-regulatory region sequence-specific DNA binding; protein dimerization activity; DNA-binding transcription factor activity, RNA polymerase II-specific
Source: RefSeq, a predicted model, not a curated record
UUGGGAGGGGGGGAGAAAGAGAGGGGGAGAGAGUUGCUGAUGCUUCUGUGUGUGGAAGGAGAGGAGAAGAGGGGGGUAAGAAAAGAGGGGGUGCCCGUCCCACAGCCCCGGAGAGCAGGCGGGGCGGCGGGGAAGGGGGGCGCGAGGCAGAGAGCGAGAGAAGCUGAAGACAAAAAAGAGAGGAGAAAGAAGCCAAAGGAGGAGAGGAAGAAGAGAGAAAGGAAAGGGGGAAAAAAAAAAGAAGCCCAGCCCGAGAUCGAGACCAUGAACCGGAGGAGCAAACGCUGAGCAGCCCCUAAAAGGGGAGGGGAAAAAUCCCCCCCCAAAAGAAGCAGCGGUUUUUCCCUCCCCCCCCUCACCGCCACUUCUUUUCUUUUGAUCUCUUCUGGGGCUCCUUGAAACUCCGCCGGGAGCGGAUGGAACGUUGAGGCCACAUCAAAGGGACAGGCAAAACAUCCGAUCGAACGUUGGGGCGGCCAAUCGGACGCCGGCCAGAGAGGCGCGCGGAGCAAACGUUCGGAGCCCCGACUUUCCCUUUUUUGGCCCCCCUCCCUUUCCUUUUUUAUUUUUUAUUAUACAAAAAUUCCUUUUGGGGGGCCGUUCUUUUUUUUUUUAAUCUCGUUCCUUUCGUUACCUUUCGGGAGCCGUUUCCGUCCCGCGGCGGCUGUUGGCCACAUUGUUGCGGAGAGAACAAUAGGAAGGCUUCAAAGAAGGGGGGGCUUGUGUGUGAGUUGAUUUUUUUGGAAAAGGGGGGGUCCGGACCCCCUCGCCGGCUGCUGCCCCGGGAAGCUCCCCCCCUACUUCAAGUGGUGUGGAUGUAACCCUCCCCCUUUCGCCUUCUCCACGCCCCCCCGCCGCUCCUCCCUCCCACCGGAGCCCCCCAAAACUGAGCAGGGACGGAAGCUGGCUUGUCUCGGUGGGAAUAUGAACCAGCAACAGAGAAUGGCCGCGGCUGGAACGGAUAAAGAGUUGAGUGAUCUGCUGGAUUUCAGUAUGAUGUUCCCGCUGCCAGUAGCUAAUGGGAAAAACAGACCCACAACACUCGCGAGCACGCCGUUUGGAGGGACAGCAGGUUUAGAUGAACGGCCAGCCUCAGGUUCCUGGACGACUGGAGAUCAAAACAACUCUACGUUUGACCAAGUCAGGCAGGGCUAUGGCGAAGGCUCACACUACAGCGAGCACAGGGACCUGCCAUCCCAUAAUAGCAUAUCUUCGUCCUCAUUCCUCGGUUCUGGGAUAGUAGGAAAAGGCACAGAAAGGGGGGGCUACUCAUUCAGCAGAGAGGCAGGCAUGCCACCUCUCACUCAGUCUGGCUUCCUGCCGGGUGAAAUGGGGAUUUCAAGUCCCACCACACUCUCCCCGACGGGAGUGAAGGGAGGGUCACAGUACUAUCCUUACGCCAACAACCCUCGCCGGAGAGGGGCCGAAAGCAGCAUAGAUGGACAGCCGAAAAAAGUUCGAAAGGUGCCUCCGGGACUCCCCUCUUCGGUGUAUCCACCCAACUCCAGCGACGAAUACAACCGGGAACCAGGUGGCUACGCCCCUUCCAAGCCUCCCAGCACUGUGUAUCCAGGAGCUUUUUAUAUGCCAGACGGUCUCCCCAACUCGGCUGAUCUGUGGAGCUCCUCCGGCACCAUGGGGCAGUCAAAUUAUGGGGCCAUUUUAGGCACCUCUUCCUCUCCGCUCCCGCAGCCAGGCAAUUUCAGCGGUCUUCACCAGCAUGAACGGAUGAAUUACCAGAUGCACCCCGGAGAAGUCAACGGCGGCCUUCCCUCUGUCUCCGGGUUUUCAUCCGCCUCUACCCAGUACGGCGUUUCCAGCCACACGCCCCCCAUCGGUGGGACAGAGACCGUGAUGGGUAACCGAGGAACCAGUGCUGGAAGUUCAGGGGACGCCCUUGGGAAAGCUUUAGCUUCGAUCUACUCCCCGGAUCACUCAAGCAAUAAUUUCUCUUCUAACCCAUCCACGCCGGUGGGAUCCCCUCAGGGCAUAACAGGUUCUUCACAGUGGCCCCGUGCCGGCGGGCAGGGUGCGCUAUCCCCAAGCUACGAAGGGACCCUUCACACUUUGCAAAACAAAAUGGAAGACCAUCUCGACGAGGCGAUCCACGUCCUUCGGAGCCACGCCGUCGGUCAGGGCAACCACAGGGAAAUCCACGACCUCCUGGCGUCCGCCUCCGCGCACAGCACCUCUGUGGGCAGCCUCAGCCAAUCCUUCCCCCCGGCCUCUGUCUUGCCCAUCACCAAUCGGCACUCGAACCUGGUGGGGGGAAGUCAUCCUGAAGACGGCCUCUCCAGCAACCCCAACCUGCUCCACAACCAUGUCGCUCUUCCUGCACAGACGAGUUCGCUCCCAGAUCUCAACAGGGGCCAAUCUUCAGAUGGCUUCAGUGGCUUGACAGCGGGUCUCGGAAGGGCCAGCGUCUCGUCAGGCACCAGCGAGAUCAAGCGGGAGGAUAAGGAGGAUGAUGAGAACACAUCAGUGGCCGAUAACUCGGAAGAGGAGAAAAAGGAACUGAAGCCUUCCCGCAACCGAACAAGGUGCUCACUGGACAGUCAAGAGGACGAUGAGGAAGACGACCUUCUCCCCCCAGAGCAAAAAGCCGAGCGAGAGAAAGAAAGGCGGGUGGCCAAUAACGCCCGCGAGCGCCUGCGGGUCCGCGACAUCAACGAGGCCUUUAAAGAGCUCGGCCGCAUGUGCCAGCUGCACCUUAACAGCGAAAAACCGCAGACCAAGCUCCUAAUCCUCCACCAGGCGGUGUCGGUGAUUCUGAAUCUGGAGCAACAAGUUCGAGAACGCAAUCUGAACCCCAAGGCAGCUUGUUUGAAGCGUCGUGAGGAAGAGAAAGUGUCUGGCGUCGUGGGGGACCCCCAGAUGGCCCUUUCAGCCUCUCAUCCGGGUCUGGGCGAAGGACACAACCCUGUAGGACAUAUGUAAAGGUUUUUACUUUACGUGGGGAGCAGACGUCCGCAAGGAAGAAGGGAAAGGCAUUUUACUGACUCACACGCAAACACAUGCCCCGACGUGUGUCUGCACCAAAAACGAAGCAAAAACUGCGCAGCCCUGUUUCAAAUACCCGACGCACGGCAACGGACUUAUCAGCUUGCUAGAAGGAACUUGAAAAGAAAAGCAACGACGUUGUCAAAUCAGAAUAAGAGAAGAAAAACAUACACAAAACCAACUGCAAAGUUUGCCUUAAGUGUAUAUUGUGGAACUCUUGAUACAUAUCCUUGGGGGAUCUUUUUUUAAAAAAUACAAGUGGCUUGUUCACAAAAGGCCAGCAGGAAAAACAAAAUUGUGCCUAUGCGUUUA